AUGGCAGCUGUCGAGGUCUUAAAGUGUGGCGACUGUCGCCCAGAGAACGAUUAUGGAUUACGGACGACUCAUUCUUGGACGACUGGAUUGGAUGAUGGGAAUUGGACUGCGGAGGACACGCGCAUUCGAUUGAGCUUUCUGGCCAAGGCAUGGGUUGAAUUGCGGACCCAGAAACCUGAAUCAACAAGACUGGAUAUAUUUCCGGAUCUAGCACUUACGUGGCGGUGCAGAAAGGACGUCGAACCCCUCAAAACUCCAAAAACGAGGCUAGACUGCUCGCCGAGAGGUGGUGAUGAUUCUCCACAACAGACCGCAGAGGUUACCGUUUUCCACGAUACCGAAGCUCGUGCCGAAAAGCACCCCUCACUCCAGACCGACCACCUCAUUCUUACGGAUACGCCGCAAAAACAAGACGAGCCCUCCCUAUUCCACGACCCCGCGAUGGCCUCAAAAGUGGACUUCAACUCUAAUCAAGGUUUCACCCAGGCGGCAAAAAAUAAGAAGAAGAAGGGUGGUGCAGCCCAAGGUGGUUGGGAUGACGAUGAGAAGAAGAAGGAGGAAGGGGCUGGCGAGGACAAGAAUGGUGCUGAUAAGGGUGCUGGAGAUACCGGUGCUGGCGCCGGCGACGCAUUUGGGGAUAAAAAGGACGAUACGAAUGGAGAUGGUGACGCUGGUGGCGGUGAUCCUCCAGCUGACGACGACUGGGGGAGUUUUAUGCCAGCCAAAGGUAAGAAGAAGGGAAAGAAAGGAGCAAAGGCAGAAGAGCCUACACCGGCGGCGGCUCCAGAUCCACCCGUGGAAAAGUUUGAUGCGUUUCAUGAGAUUAAGUUAGACGACGGUCCGGGGUUAGAUCUAAGUUUUGAUACAGGGUUUUCUGGUGCAGGUUCGAAAUCAAGUGCUUCUGGAGUGGGAACAUGGGGCUCAAGUUGGGCCACAGGGGAUUCCAAAACUGCCAAAACAUCAAGUACAUGGGAUUUCUCUGCUACUAAUGCAACGGAAACGAAGGACAAAGAAGCUGAAGGUGAUACAUCCUGGAGUAUAGAUCGAGGGAAGCCUAAGAAGAAGAAUACUGGAUUUACCUUUGGGUCCCUUGACGAAGAGAAGACUGACAACCCUGAUGCGCCAGACAAAAAAGAUGAUACCUUCGAUUUCGGAUUCACCGCUGCUUCCAAAAAGGAUAAGAAGAAGAAAAAAGGGGGCUUUAUGGAUUUUGAAGAAACCAAGGAUGAGACUCCUGCUAUAGCUGAAGAGCCGCCGGUUGAAGACGACUGGGGGGGAGGAUGGGGAGCUGCCAAAACCACAAAGAAGAAGGGUAAGAAGGGCGAGCCGGAACCUCCCGCAGAAGAGCCCAAGCCUGUAGAUCCACCGCCCCCUGUCGAAGACGAAUGGGCUCCGGCCGGUAAUAAGAAGGAUAAGAAAAAGAAGAAAGCUACGUUUAACGUCUGGGACGAACCUGCAAAAGAAGAUGACAUUACACCACCGCCGCCGCCGCCGCCAGUGGAAGAGGAGGCCGCUGUUGACGAUGGAUGGGGCUCUGUCGCGACCUCCAAAAAGGACAAGAAAAAGAAAGGUAAGAAUAUCGUGGACGAUGUAGUUAAGCCAGAAGAGGUUCCCCCGCCACCACCAGCAGAACCAGAGGCACCCGCCGAUGACGGUUGGGGAUUUUCUAGCUCCAAGAAGGACAAGAAAGCAAAAAAGGGGAAGGCAUCAUUUGGGUUUGGCUCUUUUGACGAGCCCGAGGAAAUCAAAGAGGAGCCCGUUGUCAUUGCGGAUCCCGUAGCUGAAGAGCCUGCUGAUGACGGCUGGGGAUCUUUCGGUGCUGCAAAAGGUAAGAAAAAGAAAAGUAAAGCCGUGGUCGAGGAACCUGUGAAGAUUGCCGAAGUUGUCGAACCUCCUGAAAUCGAAGCCGCGCCCCUCGACGAUGGAUGGGGCUCUGUUGCGACCUCCAAAAAGGACAAGAAGAAGAAGGGCAAGGGCGCCAUUGAAGAAAUCAAAGAAGAAAUACCACCUCCUCCGCCUCCUGCACCAGAGCCAGAGGUGGAAGCUGAUUCUGGUUGGGGGUUUUCGACGACAUCUAAAAAAGACAAGAAGAAGAAAGGCAAGAACACGAUCGAUGAGCCGGUCAAAGCGGAAGAGCCUGUCAUAGCAGAUCCUAUCGUUGAAGAACCUGCGGAUGACGGUUGGGGAUCCUUCUCUACGAAAAAUAGCAAGAAGAAGAAAACGAAAGACGAGCCGAUCAAAAUUGAAGAAGUCCCACCUCCUCCACCUCCUGCACCAGAGCCAGAGCCCGAAGCCGAUGCUUGGGGUUCUGUUCCAACAUCAAAGAAAGAGAAAAAGAAGAAGGGAAAGAACGCCUUUGACGUCGAGGAGCCUCCUAAGGUCGAAGCAGUCGUUCCGGAACCAGCUCAGGAAGAGCCUGAUGAUGGUGGUGGUUGGGGCUCUUUUGCCACUUCUAAGAAAGACAAGAAGAACAAGAAAGGCAAAGCCACCGAAGAACCUCCUGCUCCGAUUGAGAUUGCGCCCGAUCCUGAACCAGAGCCUAAUGUAGAGGAAACCGCUGAUGACGGCUGGGGUAUGUUCGGGAGUAAGAAGGACAAGAAAGGUAAGAAGGACAAGACCGUCGCAGAAUCCAAAAUCGAGCCUCCACCUCCUCCUCCUGAACCAGAAAAGGUUGAAGAAGCAUCGAGUUGGGGCUCGUCUUGGGGCAUCACAGGUAAAAAGGACAAAAAGAAGGCAGGGAAAAAGGAGACAUCUCCAGAGCCUGUGCCUAUCAUCAAAGCCAUCGAAUCUUCCGGCAAUGAUGACUGGAUGAACUGGGGUCAAAAAUCAACCGACAAGAACGGCAAGGGGGAUAAGUCCAUUAUCGAAGAAGAUGUACCUCCAGUCGUCCCUGAAGUUGGCGACGCCGGUGGCGACGAUUUCUUCUCGUCAUUUACCAAUUCUAAGAGCAAGGAUAAAAAGAAAAAGACGAAAGACUUAGACGAGCCUAUCAAACCCGAUAUAGUUGAGGAACCAACAGCAGAAGAUUCAUGGGGCUUUUCCGCUUCCAAGACAGGCAAGAAGGGUAAGAAGACUAAGAGUCCUUUCGAGAUGGUCGAGGAGAUUGCGACUCCAGAACCAGAGCCUGUUGAUGAACCCAAACCUGCCGAAGACAAUUGGGGUUCCAGCUGGGGAGCGGUCACUAAGAAGGACAAAAAGUCAAAGUCCAAGAAGGUCGACGAUCCCCCACCUCCUGCCCCGACACCCCCAGCAAUGGAUCUUACCGAACCUGAAGCAGAUAUGUGGGGAGAUUUUGGAAGCCCUGCCGCCAAGGUGAAAUCUAAAGAGGAGGAGAAGAGGGAUGAGAAGAAAGCUAAGGAGGAGGAGGAAGCUGCCUACAAAAAGAUGUCCAGUAAACAGAAGAAGGAGUUCGACAAGAAGAAGAAAAAGGAGGAGCAGGCAGAAGCUGAUGCGAAAGCAAAGAAAGAGAAAGAGGAGCAGGAGGAGGCAGAUCGUAUCAGAAAAGAGGAAGAAGAGGCCGAAGAAGAGCGGAAAGCCAAAGAGGAGGCCGGUCAAAAGGAGGCCGAGGAAAAGCUCGCCGCGCUCGAGGCAGCGAAACCAAAGAAGGUGCUCUCCAAGAAGGAGCAGAAGAAAUUGGAUGAUGCUGCAAAGAAGAAAGACGCGGACGAGCUCGAAGCGAAGCUUGCCAAAGAAGCGGAGGAGCAGGCUCUCAAGGAUCAGGAGGCUGAAGAACAAGCGGCUCUAGAUGCCAAGAAGUCCUCCAAAAAGGAUACCAAGGCCUCCGCAAAGGGGAAGAAGGGGAAGGCCAGCAAAGACCCCGAGCCGGAAAUCGAAGUGGAGGCUGCGCCUGAAGCGGAUCUGCUCAUCGAUCUGGAUUCCGGGGUCGACAAAAUCGAGGACAAGUCCGAGGUCUUUAGUUUCUGGGGUGCCAAAAAGUCGAGCAAGGGUGCCGCCGCUACGCCGCGAGACGAGAUUGCGAAUCUUGCAAGUGCGGGUGCUGACAAAGCGAACCUUCCAGAAGCCACCCGCACGUCCAAGGACACAUCGUCCUCGUCUGGUGUUCGUGCUGCUGCUGCAGCUGCAGCUUUGAUGAGGGCAUCAACCGUUACCAAGAAACCAGUCUCCGGAGGAAAGAUUGCUGAUCGAUUGAAAGCAUUCGAGCCGGCGAAGGAAGUAGAAGAUCUCGCCCCCCCGCCGCCUCCCCCGCCUCCAGCGCCACCAAAGGAGACUAAGGAGGAUAAGAAGAAGUCCAAGUCCUCGAAAGAAAAGGAGAAGGAAAAAUCCGCGUCUAAGGAGACCAGCCCACCACCUCCACCCAAAUCAGUAUCUAAAGACGUCCCCGGUAGUUUCCCGUCUGAUAAUUUCGACGACGAUUUGCUUGACCUUGAGAUGCCCGUUGAGCCCAAAGCGUCUAGCAAGAGUAAGUCAUCUAGCAAAGAAAAGAAAGCAGCAAAAGAGCCCAAGGAAGUCAAGGAGCCCAAGGAAGAGGUCGCCAUCUCAAGACCGCCAACUCCACCACCCGAGCCCAAAUCAUCAUCCAAGAAAGAGCGUCCUAGAGUAGUUCGCGAUGGCACUUCCUCGUGGGGCGCAUGGGGUGCAACUCCACGCAAAGACGAGAAGGAAAAGAAAUCUUCUAGGGAGAAAGCAAAGGACUCCGACGUGAAACGUUCCAAGUCUUCUAGAAAAUCACCUGAGAAGGAAGAGAAAACAUCUUCGAAAGACUCUUCGUCUGAAAAAGCCGAUCGCCCACCAGUCUCGAGGGGGAUAUCGAGCAUGUUUGGCGCGACACCCACUUUGUCACGAUCCAAGUCGACCUCUGAGAAACGGCCAAGUAGCGGCCGCACAAGUCGUCGCCACUCUGCAGUCCUCGAUGAAUCAGGCAUGCCUUCUCCACCUCCAGAAGAUCCGCCUGAGAUGUCAGCAAAGGCCGCAAGGAUGCUGGGAAUCACCCCUGGCAAACUUUCGAGAAGCAAGUCAGAAAAGCAGAGCAAAUCACGUGGUAUCAUUGAUGAUGAUGAUGACAUUGUGAUGGUCGAAGAACCAGCCCCUGAGCGAUCCAGUCGGGAACGAAAAGGAAAAUCGAAGGUAAUUUCAGACCCAAUCUUCCGAGGCGCCCCGCCACCAGCAGUGCCAAUGCCACCUGGAAUGGACGACAUGCCGUACCGGUCCAGAGAGCCGCCGUCAUUCUCAAGGGAUUAUGCUAAUGCAAGAGGUUACAAACAGGGGAAACAAGAAGAUGAUAUUGUUAUGGUCGACGCCGGAGGCCCGUCCGAAAACAUACCUGGAUUGAAGAGAGCUGAUUCAAGCGCGAAGAGGGCUAGUCUUGGUGGCAUGUUCGGUGGUCUUUUAAGCUCCAAAUCUCGACCCGAUAACAAACGACGAAGCACGGCUGUUACGGAUGACGAAGGCGUACGUGGAUUGAGGCGUGAGGAUCGAAAAAUCAAACGUCCUACCAGAGAGAGAUCUAAUACGGUGGAUCGCGAUAUGACCAUGUCUGGUGGAGCAGCCGACGAGGACCAAGAGGCUCGUAGGGCCGCUCGACACGCGAGGAGAGCUGAGAGGGAAGCUAUAGACAAAGCUGCUGAAGAGUCUCGAAGGGCCAAGGAUGAAGAGAGGCGAGAUCGUCGCAAGAAGCAAGAGGAGCAAGAGGAAGCUCGUAAGCAAGAGGACAGGGAAGCGAGACGCGCUGCACGACGUGAACAGAAAGCUCGCGAGGAGGCCGAUCGACAAGCCGCUGAGGCAAAAGAAGCAGACCGACAACGACGUCGUGCUCGUAAGGCUGAAAAGGAAUCUGCACAAACUGAUGGUGAACCGUUAACAGAAGAUCCUGAACGCCGACGAAAGUCUGACCGAAGAAGAUCACAUAUGGAUCCGCCCGCCGAGGACGAAGAGCGCAGGAAAAGACGAGAAGAGCGACGCGCUGCUAAAGCUGGCGGCAGCACCCCAAGGACCAGUCGACGGAAGUCGGCUCCAGUUCCAGAAGAUUACUUUGACUCUCGCAAUGGCAGCAAAUCACGAGAUGCCGAGUUCAUGCCUGCGGAUGGCCCUGUUUAUAAGGAUGCCAAACGUAAGAAGGAGAAGCCUGGAUGGCCGCAUUCUGGCACAGACUCGUGGGUUAAAGAUCACUCUGAUGCGCCGCCGCCACCGGAAGCCACUCCAUCUGCGGAGGGCGAAGAGAAAGAUGGAGAUGACAAUGCCAGACGUCGCAAGUCAAGACGGCAGUCUAAGUAUGGCGAUGAGGAUCCAGAGGAACGUCGGAGAAGACGCGAAUCUCGACGCGGCGGUGAUAAGGCAACCGUGAGAAGUGGUGAGGGCAGCCAAGGAGAACGUAGAUCCAGUAGACGCGACUCUGGCUUUGUCGAAACCACACCGUCUCGAGGUCCGUCUGCAUCUGGCGGUCUCUUCAGUCGUUGGAAGAAGAUAGCUGGGGUUUAG
This is a messenger RNA of Glarea lozoyensis ATCC 20868, 6435 nucleotides long. RefSeq lists its product as uncharacterized. The transcript is spliced from 4 exons. The record is from RefSeq and is a predicted model, not a curated record. NCBI's taxonomy places the organism in Eukaryota, Fungi, Ascomycota, Leotiomycetes, Helotiales, Helotiaceae. Bases 1 to 6435 code for a protein of 2144 amino acids.